AAAAAGGAAGCACGCUACAAUUGCACGAGUCUAGUUGUAUAUGUGUAUGUGUAUGUGUGUUAAAAGCUCGAAUUAAUACUAUUCCGAAUUCCGAAUGAUGUAAAUAGUUGUGCUCCAAAAAAGACGGAUAUUAAUAUCAAAAAGGAAGAAGAAGAGAAAUUUGUUAUAUUCAUUAUAAUAUAAACAAGCGGAGAUUAUUAAGAUAUAAAAUUUGAGGUUAUGUGUAAUUAUAAUCGUGAUGUAAAGAGGAAAAUAUUUCUUGAUAAGUGAUAUUAUUAUAUAAAAAGAAAGAUUUGGAUAUUUUUCAUUAACAAAUUCACAGAGAAGAUAUGGAUCCUGAUUUUGAGGAACUUUCAAAUGACACAGAUGUAAUCGCUAGACUACAACAGUUCAGCGAUGCAGCUUUCAAAAUCCAGGAUGUCGUGGAAUCGAUUAGCGAUCCUUUGUUGUACGAAAAACUGUCCAACGUCAAUAAGAUUAAAUAUAACUUACUGUUAUCUUAUAGUCUCAAUAGCUUAUUUUGGAUGUACUUAAGAGCUAAAGGAAUUGAUCCGUCGAAGCAUCGAAUCAGAUCAGAGAAUGAAAGGGUAAAGAAAGCAAUGAUGCGAGCAAAGCAAAUCCAUGAUAGAAAUACACUUAUGCCACGUAUCAACAAGGAUGUUGCCAUGAGACUUGUGAGAAACAGUUUGUGGGAAUCAAAGCAAAAAGAGAUUGAGAGCAAAGAGAAAGAAACUGAAAAUUCUAAAGAUUUAUUACCUACAUAAAUAUAAGUUUUUUUU
Molecule: messenger RNA, 779 nt
Organism: Camponotus floridanus (Florida carpenter ant)
Lineage: Eukaryota; Metazoa; Arthropoda; Insecta; Hymenoptera; Formicidae
Product: nuclear nucleic acid-binding protein C1D
Exons: 2
Coding region: 330-764 (144 amino acids)
Biological process (GO): regulation of gene expression; maturation of 5.8S rRNA
Cellular component (GO): nucleolus; exosome (RNase complex)
Molecular function (GO): DNA binding; RNA binding
Source: RefSeq, a predicted model, not a curated record